AUGUCUGGCAAUAAUAUAAGUGAUCUUUGCAUGGAACUUAUUUCAAAACCACUCUUUGUGUUAACUAGUGCAUUGGGGACGCUAAACACGAAAGGAAAUAUCAUAUACUAAUGCAGUCAAGUUAACAAUUCUUUAGGAAUUUUUUUGGUAACAAUAUCCGUACAGACUUCUACUGCAAUAUGUGUAGACAGGCUUCUCGCCUUGCCUCUGGGGCUGAUACCGAUAUGUUGUCACAUUCAGGCGCGCAGGGGCUGCUAAAUUGUUUUUGGUUUCUGGGCUGUGCUUUAAUUGGUUUAAGAUACGGCAGUCUCAAUCAAUCUCAGUAUUUUCUUAUGUAAAGAUAAACCUCGGUCUCCGUCAUCAGCAACUGCAAUUACGCCGCCAUGCCCGACAAGCGCAAGCACCACAUGAAUUGAUGCCUCUGAAUAUAGCACGAUACAAGAGAACACGA
Pocillopora meandrina is the source of this 451-nucleotide messenger RNA. Lineage: Eukaryota; Metazoa; Cnidaria; Anthozoa; Scleractinia; Pocilloporidae. The record is from the annotation of a GenBank genome assembly.